Messenger RNA from Gilbertella persicaria, 717 nucleotides. RefSeq names its product tyrosine phosphatase-like protein. The transcript has 4 exons. The record is from RefSeq and is a predicted model, not a curated record. Gene Ontology annotation, biological process: fatty acid elongation; sphingolipid biosynthetic process; very long-chain fatty acid biosynthetic process. The coding region runs from base 20 to 685 and encodes 221 amino acids. Gene Ontology annotation, molecular function: 3-hydroxyacyl-CoA dehydratase activity. Gene Ontology annotation, cellular component: endoplasmic reticulum membrane. NCBI's taxonomy places the organism in Eukaryota, Fungi, Mucoromycota, Mucoromycetes, Mucorales, Choanephoraceae.
CUUUCUCAAAUAAAAAAAUAUGGCCAAAGCUGAAGCGCAAACAAGUACUGCUCUUCCAGGACCCAAGAACAUGAAAGAGUGGUAUCUUCUUUCUUACAAUCAGGUCUCUUUCGGCGGUUGGGGUUGGAUUUUAUUAUUAACACUUACUCAACUCUACAAUACCCAAGGAGAUUAUACGACUGUUUUUGAUGUUGUUUGGCCAGCAUUGUCUUAUGUUCAAACGGCUGCUUUGUUUGAAGUUCUUCAUUCUUUGUUGGGUUGGGUUAGAGCACCAGUGAUGACUACUGCUAUGCAAGUUGCAUCCCGGUUAUUUUUGGUAUGGGGCGUAAACUAUAUUGUGCCCGAGAUUCAUACCCAUUGGUCUUUCACAACCAUGGUUAUUGCUUGGUCCAUUGCUGAACUCGUACGUUAUUCUUUCUACACUUUCCAUUUAAGUGGUGGUGUUCCUGGUUUUGUUUCUUGGGCUCGUUAUAAUUUUUUCUUUAUCUUGUAUCCUUUGGGUGUUUUUUCUGAAAUGAUGAUGGUUUAUCAAGCUUUGCCUUAUGCCAAGGCUAUUGAUACAUUGUACUUUUAUGGAUUGAUUGCUGUUGCUCUUAUUUAUAUCCCAGGUUUCCCUGUCUUGUUCUCUCACAUGUUGGUACAACGUAAGAAAUACAUGAGAGGUGAUACAAAAAAGAAGCAAUAAAAGAAAAAAUAGAGUUUAUUUAAAAAGAAAUG